This is a messenger RNA of Lampris incognitus (smalleye Pacific opah), 3654 nucleotides long. It is a transcript of the gene ifih1, whose product is annotated as interferon induced with helicase C domain 1. Gene Ontology annotation, molecular function: ATP binding; zinc ion binding; double-stranded RNA binding. Gene Ontology annotation, cellular component: cytoplasm. Gene Ontology annotation, biological process: positive regulation of interferon-beta production; response to virus; innate immune response. NCBI's taxonomy places the organism in Eukaryota, Metazoa, Chordata, Actinopteri, Lampriformes, Lampridae. The record is from RefSeq and is a predicted model, not a curated record. The transcript is spliced from 16 exons. Bases 72 to 3035 code for a protein of 987 amino acids.
AGUCGCCGUGCAGACCGGCAGGACGGGGACGUUUUACGGUACCUUAGAUACUGUAAUUAGCCUGCAAGACUAUGGAAAUGGACGAUGACGCGCAGGUAAGGCUCAUUGAGGACUUCAGACCUCAGCUGCGGAAGCUCAUAGCCAUAGGUCCGGUACUGGAUCACAUGCAUUCACUUGGCACCGACCAGAAGGAGCUGAUCAGGAACAAGCUGCAGACCGAGGGUAACCUGAGGGCAGCGGAUCUCCUCAUCGACACCGUCGUCAGGAAGCCUCAGCCCGACGGCUGGUUCAGGGACUUCGUGGACGCGCUGACGGCCGGGGGCUGUGAACACGCUGCGGACUACAUGGACAUCAACCCCCCGAGCCCCAACACGGAAGCCAAGAACGACUACUGCGUCCGGCUCAUUGAGCUCCUGUCCCCCAGUCUGGUGGCCAUGAAUACCGCCGAAGUGUGUCUGCACAGUUUCUCUCAGGGGAUCCUCACCCCCGAGGACAGGGAGGUUGUAACUGCUGAAACGGAGAAGAGCGGAAACAGGAACGGCGCUCGCGAACUUCUGAGGAGAAUCGUCCGGUGUCGGCCGGGGUGGUUCUCCACAUUUCUGAAUGUCUUGAUCGUGACAGAACAGCCACACCUGUACCAUGAACUGACAGGAGCCCCUCCCGGCGACGACAAAAGAGGAGAGAGCGAUGAGCUUUCUCCGCUGACAACUUUGAGUGAGAAAGCAGAAAAUGACGUCGCCGCAGAGGAAGGCCCGCCAAACGCAGAGGGUCCAGCUAACCCAGAGGAGGAGUCUCUGGCCGGCGGUGAGCCAGAAGGGAUUGUGGAUCUGUACAGUGGAGAAAGUGCUGAACCCAGCCCAGAGCUGAAUGUCUCAGCUCACUUACAACCAGAUGGAUCUGGCACCGCAGCGGCUGCCGGAGGCCCCAAAGAGGCUGACAUUGUUCUUCGAGAUUAUCAGAUGGAUGUUGCUAGACCCGCCUUGGAGGGAAAAAACAUCAUCGUAUGCCUUCCUACAGGAAAAGGCAAAACCAGAGUUGCAGUCUAUGUUACAAGAGAACAUCUGGACUCCAGGAGGAGCAAGGGACAGUCAGGGAAAGUGGUUGUCCUGGUGAAUAAGGUGCCCCUCGUGGAGCAGCAUUAUUCCACAGAGUUCUUGCCAUUUCUGAAACACAAAUAUAAGGUGGAAAGAGUCAGCGGACACUCCCAGCUCAAAAUCUCCUUCACAGAAGUUGUGAAGAGAAAUGAUGUUAUCAUAUGCACUGCCGAGAUCCUACAGAACUACUUGAAGCGCUCCAGCAGCGGGGACGAUGAAGGAAUUCAGUUAAGGGAUCUGACACUGAUGGUGAUAGAUGAGUGCCACCACACUCAAAAGGGAGGAGUCUACAACCACAUAAUGACAUACUACCUGAAGAAGAAGCAAGCCAACACUACGCUGAAGAAGGAGCAGAAGGAGCCCGUGCCCAUCCCUCAGAUACUGGGUCUGACUGCCUCACCAGGUGUCGGAGGAGCCACAAAAAUGGAAAAAGCCUUGGACCACAUUCUGCGAAUCUGUGCAAACCUGGAUGCCUGUAAAAUCAUGACAAUGGCUGUCAGCGACACCAAAAAGGACCUGAACAAACAAGUAGCAACUGCUGAAGACAGAAAGCAGGAUCCCUUUGGAAAUGUAAUCAAGAACAUUAUGAAUGCCAUUCACACCCACACUGAUCUGAGCCCCACAUGUGACCUGGGCUCCCAGAACUAUGAGCAGUGGGUGGUCCAAAAAGAGCGAAACGCUGCUAAAGAGGGCGAUCAGAAAGUGCGGGUCUGUGCUGAACACCUCAGGCAGUAUAAUGAAGGCCUGCAGCUGAGUAACACCAUACGAAUGUGUGAUGCCUUCAAAUUCCUGGACAAAUACCAAGAGGAAGAGAUGAAGAAAAAAAUGGCCCCAGAGGAGGAAGAGCCCAUACAAAUCACGGACACGGAGAGAUUCCUCUUCAAUUUGUUUAAAGAUCACAAAAAGGAAUUGCAAAAGCUGGCAACGAACCCAGAGUACGAAAACAACAGCCUGUCAAAACUGAGGGGUAAAAUUCUGCACGAGUUUACCAGCAGACAGACCGCGAGGGGCAUCAUUUUCACUAAGACACGCCGCAUUGCCAUCGCUUUAAGUCAGUGGAUCCUGGAAAACCCCAAAUUCGAGGAUGUUGAAGUGAAAGCCGCUUACGUGAUUGGAGCAGGAGACCAAAGCGUUGUUAAACCAAUGACCUCUGCAGAACAAAAGGAUGUCUUGAACAAAUUCCGAAAUGGGCAAGUCAACUUGCUGAUCGCCACAACAGUGGCCGAGGAAGGCUUAGACAUCCCAGACUGCAACUUUGUCAUCCGAUAUGGCCUUUCCACCAAUGAGAUUUCAAUGGUGCAGGCCCUGGGCCGAGGGAGAGCCGAGGACAGCAGUUAUACACUGGUGGAGGUGGAGGGCUCGGGGGUGGCGGAAAAGGAGAUUGUCAACGAGUAUCGCAUCGACAUGAUGAACAAAGCCAUCGCAAAAAUUAAGAACAUGGAUCAAGUGGAAUACGACAGACGGAUCACGGAGUUUCAGAUGCAGUCAAUAUUGGAGGAGAAAGUGCGAAUGACCAAGAAGAAGCAGAAAAAAAUGAAGAACGAGAGCCCCUCCAAAGUGAAGUUUAGCUGCAGAGGCUGCAACAAACAUGUCUGCAGUGGUGAAGACAUCCAGAUAAUUGAAAAGAUGCACAGAGUCAAUGUUACUCCACAGUUUCGUGAACUCUUCAUUGAGAGAGAAAACACUUCACUUCAAGAGAGGCUUCUGGAGUGUGAAGCCAAUGGAUAUAUAGCAUGCAAGGAUUGCGGGUUGAGAUGGGGUUCCAUGAUGCUCUACCGUGCCAUCGAUUGUCCCUGUCUCCAUAUCAAAAACUUUGUGGUGACGUGGGACGGAAAGAACAUCAGCAAAUACACCAAGUGGAGUGAGCUUCCCAUCCAGUUCCCUGCCUUUGACUACGCCACACACAUGGUGGAAGGCUCAGAGGACGAAGACACAAAGUGAAUUACAGCAGCGCUGAACAAUUAAUAAUAACCACACGUAGGCAACCCCAGAUACUGUUUCUCCCACUUUUCCUCAAUAAUUAAAACAGUUGUAGUAUUCCGAGACCUUUGAUGCCACUUACUCGUCAUGCUCCUCUCGUUUUAGCGCCGGGGUUAAUUAAACGAGGCAGCCGAGCCUAGUGUGAGCACGACCUUAUGGGGCAGCCACCCUGCCCCAUUCACUUUCACUAGUGUGAGUACGACCUUAUGGGGCAGCCACCCUGCCCCAUUCACUUUCACCUCAAGAAGACAGAAAGCGUAUUAACAGGCCACCAAGAAUUCCUAAAAGCUGAGUAGCAUGCUGACACAACGACCAUGAAACGUAACAACAAUAAUCGUGACGUAGAAAGUACAUUUCCUGGAGGAAAGACGUGUUUUGGCUGGUGGAGUUGGUAAGGCGGUCACUAGACAGCCUGGCAGGUCUGUAUGGCGUACUCACACUAGGCGGUCUGUACCGUGCGCCGGCGUUUUUUUUCCUAGGAUGAAUCCGGAAAGUUCCCGCCCUCAGGCACUAGGACUGGCCAGAUCUGCCUGUCAGUCAACUUUCCGGAUUCAUCCUGGGAAAAAAAAAAUCGCGGUGG